Messenger RNA from Pipra filicauda (Wire-tailed manakin), 1695 nucleotides. It is a transcript of the gene OGFOD2, whose product is annotated as 2-oxoglutarate and iron dependent oxygenase domain containing 2. The transcript is spliced from 7 exons. The record is from RefSeq and is a predicted model, not a curated record. Lineage: Eukaryota; Metazoa; Chordata; Aves; Passeriformes; Pipridae. Gene Ontology annotation, molecular function: oxidoreductase activity, acting on paired donors, with incorporation or reduction of molecular oxygen; iron ion binding; L-ascorbic acid binding. Bases 271 to 1320 code for a protein of 349 amino acids.
CCUUGGCGGCCCCGAGCGGGCCCGGCCGGCCCAGCGGGGAAGGGCCGUGCGGCCGCGGCGCCGCUGCGGAACCCACCCGCGGUGACGUCACGAAAAGCUCAAAUGAAAAACAACAGCAAAAAGAAGGCACAAAACUGGGGAAAGAAACGGGUGCUUUUCGCCUCUCCCCGUUUUCCGCCCCGGUUGGGAAUUUGUCGACGCGCCCUCGCGCGGGAGGAAGCGGAGCCGUUUUGAGGGCCGGACCCCGCGCGCGCAGCGCCGGCGGGAAACAUGUCCGGGGCGCGGCCGUUCCUGGCGUGCGCCUGCUUCUUCACCGACAACAUCUUCCUGGGCCGCUACGGGCUCCACGUGCGGUACCGGGACCGGCGGCAGCUCCGCCGGGAACACGGCCGGGCGCUACAGGAGCGCGGCUGCCGGAGCGAGGAGCAGUUCCAGGCUGUGCUGAGGGAGAUUGAGGCAGAAGUGCAGAGAAGAAAACAGUUAGUCCAUCAGUCAGUGGAACGCAGAACCAUCAUCUCCAAGUGCUACAAACCAAAACACCCAGAGGUGUACACUCUGCAGGAUUCCUUCCUGGCCCCAGAUUUCCUGGAGAUCGUGCGAUACUGUACAUCGCCGGGAGCUCAUCUCCAGGGCCUCCUGGGCUACCUCGAGUCCUUCUCAGAUAAGAGGAUCUAUCGACUCCCAGUGUUCACAGAGGAGUUCUGCCAGACCUUUGUGGAUGAGCUGGAGAACUUUGAGCAGUCGGAUAUGCCCAAAGGCAGGCCCAACACCAUGAAUAACUACGGGGUUUUACUGAACGAGCUUGGGAUGGAUGAGGGCUUCCUGACCCCCCUGAGGGAGCAGUUCCUGCGGCCCAUCACGGCCCUGCUGUACCCUGAGCUGGGGGGAUCCUGCCUGGACAGCCACAAAGCCUUUGUGGUCAAGUACUCCCUGCACGAGGACCUGGAUCUGAGCUCCCACUAUGACAAUGCAGAAGUCACCUUAAAUGUCUCACUGGGGAAAGACUUCACAGAAGGCAACUUGUACUUUGGGGAUUUCUACAAGGAUCCCAGUCCUGUGCCGAAGUACCUGGAGGUGGAACACGUGGGAGCCCAGGGGCUGCUCCACCGGGGAGGGCAGAUCCAUGGGGCGCUUCCCAUCGGCUCUGGGGAGCGCUGGAACCUCAUCGUGUGGAUGAGAUCAUCCCUCAUCCGAAACCAGCUCUGCCCCAUGUGCAACAGCAAACCCCAGCUGGUGGAAGCAGAGGGAUUUGGGGAUGGGUUCACAGGAACCCUGGAAGAGGACGUGCCCGAGACUGUGGAUGUCUGUGCCCUGUGGUAGGGGAUGGGAAAACACAAUUUCUGCAGACCACGUUGCCUAAAGCUCCUCUCUGACCUCUCAGACUGCACUAACAGACUCUGAUAGAUGCAGGAGUCCUGUAAGAAGUAGCUCUACCAUGGAAAAGGAUACAAAGCCAGCCCUGCCAGGGUUAGGGGAGCUUGGAGAGCUGGAACUCAGCUCACCAGGGCUCACUCUGGGGCUACAGGACUGUAAGACAGAGAAAGCCCCAACACUUUGGUGCACUACAGAGACUCAGUAAAUAUUUUCAGGUGUACAGGGAAAACACCCGAAGAUCCUUGGCCUCUGUGCCAAUAGCAGCAUCCCAGGUCCUGCUGGAAAUGGGAAGGAAUGGUGAUUAAAGCCCUACACUUACCA